Messenger RNA from Nasonia vitripennis (jewel wasp), 5216 nucleotides. RefSeq lists its product as uncharacterized. The transcript is spliced from 3 exons. NCBI's taxonomy places the organism in Eukaryota, Metazoa, Arthropoda, Insecta, Hymenoptera, Pteromalidae. Bases 3636 to 4853 code for a protein of 405 amino acids. The record is from RefSeq and is a predicted model, not a curated record.
UCAAGAAUAAAUCAAAUAAGAUUGCUCAAACUAGCGAUAAAAUUAAUGUGUUUACAAGCAGUAGUUUCCGCGUCUAUUUCUUGCGGAAAAUGCCCUGCGAUGGGUACGUUUUAUCAUUACGAGUAACAGUAGCGAGAAGACACCUUCACAUCUCAAGACGUUACGAUCGCCAUUCAUAAAAUUUUCAAAGAAUUUAACAAUAACAGUAAGGAAGAAUGUAAGCAAGCCUAAAAUCCUGAUUGUCUUCAUCAAAGUUGUGACUCACGCUGACAAGAAUCAGGCAGAAUGCCUGAAAGAAAGCAUAUUUAUCAAGCAGUCGGCGUUCUUCAAAGAAAUCAUGUCAAUAAGUCGGACGUAGGUCUAGACCAAUUAAAAAUGGUACCCUAUAUAUUCUAUUUAGCGAAGAAAGACGCAAUGACAAUGGAGUAAGGCCCGAGAUAGAAAAGUCAUGCGUUUCAAGACAGGUUUUACGACAAAGUGUCGUCACUGAUGUUGGCCCUCGUUCCCCUGGAUCGAUUUCACAGCUGCUCAUUAUUCUCACAGAGGCCCCAGUCAAUCAGCAGUGGAAGCGUCCAGUUUUAUCAAACGAAUUUUUUCCGGACUCCUUCAUCGCGAAUCUCUCCGUCCGGGAAGGAAGGAUAGCUCAGUGAUUAAUAUCCGCUGGCGUUAACGUUAGUUGUCUAUAUCCACCUCGCACCAGUUGAUAUUUCUUUCAACGCACCUUAAUUUAGGAAGAAAGAAGGAAAAGAGUUGAUAGUCUACUACCAGCACUUGAUCCUGAAAAGAAACCAUCGAGAGAAGCUUUUCAGAUCUUAUGAGGAUUUAAAACUGUUCGAAAUGAUUAAUGUCUGUCUGUACUUCCCAAAAGUUUUCUUAAAUGCUAAGAUAAUAACUGUUUAUGGAAUUACGCACAAAAGAAUCGGGAACGCGCGAGGAAUUUAUAUUCAGCGAUCAUGCGCAAGUUGCGUUGGAUUAUAAUAUGCGGAAGGAUGAAUAAUCUACGACAGUAUGAUUAAGCGCAGGCGGUCAACGAAUCGGCCGAUAUAAGCGAGAUAUCGUAAAGAUGAAGGUGGUAAAAUGAUCGAUUGCCAAUUAAAUGCGUAUGAUUAUUGUUGUGCGUUUGUAGUUUUUUUUUUUCACUAACAAUGCCCAGCUCUACGUACGUGAUUUGAAAAAAUAAUUUAAAACAGAUCAUAACAAACUUCUGAAAUUUCUCAAUCAGUAAACAAUGAAUCCAUUAUUUAACCGCGUUACAUAAUGACACACACAUGACACACAUAAAUCAAAACAUCACCACCCCACGAAAUACCUAAACGAAUAUUUGCUCUACGACUUCUACAGCGAACAAAGAUAAAACAAACGAACAAGGAAAUAAACACGACACAAAGUCGCAAUAACGCAUCACGUGACAUUAAAUUGACCCUCACAUCACAAGCUCGAUCGUAAAGUUUCACAGGUAUUUGCGCAAUUAGUCUUCGCCUCGCUUUAUCUCACGUGUACACGAAUACCGAACGCAUCGCAAAUUACGUCUUGGAUUCGCCACAUCGUGCGAAGAUAAAAGCCGAUCCCUUAUCGCGCCGACCAGUAGAAUCAUCAGUCACUUCGCAUACGCUUAUACUCUCGAAACUAAUAGUCGUCGUCGCGUUCUCGUGCAUUGAUAUACUUACGCGAAGUACGGAGUCCGAAGUAAAAAUUACCUCGUUAGAAUCGAGCCUCGGAAAUGGAGCACAGAGUUUUGCUCGGAGUUCAGCUUGGCGAUUCCGUGCCCACGUUGCGUCGUUACGAAGAGGAGAGACGAGCCGCACGCGAAAGAAAGGUUGACAAGGAGUUGCCGAUUUUUGGUCAGCGGAAUGAGCUCACCGGUCUCGUCGUUGGCCAGAAGGUUAAGAGGUUCGUGUCUACGUAUCUUCGCAACAAGAGUCUGUUCCCGAUGAAGAAGAGCAUCAUUUUUCGCUGGCGGUAGUUUCUUCUCUGUGAGAAAGGAAGAUUUUUUUUUUGCCGAUUUUUUGUACGGUUUCAUUGUAUAUUACUCAUCGUUUGCUUGAUCUCAGGAUAAUUUGAUAGUGAUUUAAUUUUGUACUGCGAUUGUUGCGCAGAGAUAUGGACUGGGAUAUACAUAUUUUAUAAUUUUGAGAGAUGUCGCGAUAAAAGUAAUCUUUUUUUUAUGUAAAAGAGUCAUGCGUUAUAAUCGUUAACAUUUUAAAAAUUACUGCUGGUACAUAGCGAUAAUAAUUUUAAUCUUUCGUUAUCAACGUCAUUACGGUUCAGUGAUAACAAGAUAAUUUUAAUUAGUUUUAUGUGAAAUUGUUUAAACACAUGCAUGCAAAUUGGUACUAUUCCAUUCCUACAUGGACUUUUUGUAUCACUUUUUUUAUUUCGUAUUGUACUCGAAAGGUAUUUUUGUAGAAAAAGCAUGCUUUCUCUUACAACUAGUUCUCCGACUUAAUUUUGAAUGUCUAUCUACAGUUUAUUUUUGUCGAACUACUCUUCUUAAAUUAAAACGCAAAGCUAUACACGUUGAGAGCUGUUACUAUAAUAUUCAAUCAUUGUUAUCUCAUUGAUACAAGUUUACUGAAUUGAUGUGAACAAUUCUGUACAAACAAAAGCAUGUUUCUGGGUUAUAUUUACAAGCGCUCUACUUAUUUAAAUCAAGGCUACUCUAUAUACAACGAAGAUUUUUUAAGUGUAAAUACAAUAUAGUGCAAGUACAAUAUGUUCUCGAAAAUAUCAAAUUAAAAGAACGAUUAUUUAAAACAACAAGCUUCAUUCAUGGGGCUUCUUACAUGCAUUACUCGAAGCAAUUUAUACGCAUAUACAUAUAUAUAAAAUGCUAUGAAAAUAGCGCGCGUUGAAUUAUUAAAAAGCAAACGGUAAAGGCUAAUCAAGUGCAGCUAUACUUGGAUAUCAUGAUCAAUAAACAGUUAUCUUCCAUCAAAUUUAUUACAUAAAAUUUCAUCCAAACAUUGUAAACAUUCAGCUUAUCGAAAGUGCACAAUAUCCUUAAUUCAAACAAUUGACAAAAUUGUUUGUAUCUUUUGAAAAUCUCCUAGCUAAUAAUACCGAUGCUGAAACGUCGCAACUCUUUCAAAAGUCACAACUUUCGAACGCACGUAAGAGAAAAUAAUAGAUCGCGUAAACAACGCCUAUACACUUCCCCCUCCUAAUUCCUCGCGCGCUUUUCCAAAAUUACCAAACGCUCCGCGUCGAGCCCCGCUCUCUCUCUCUCUCUCUCUCUCUCUCUCUCUCUCUCUCUGCCACCAAAAAAACACGAUCAAAUCUCGCCGAUCGAUCAAGCGCGGAGACGGUGUCCGCAUUAUUCCCACUCGAGCUCGAAGGAAAACGAUAUCAGGUAAAUUUCGCCGAGUCAUGUGGCCGGACUUUAAAAGUAUAAGUCUCUGGCGUGCGUCGAUUCAGUCGUAUACUGUAGCUCGAGUUUCGCGCGCAACGCUGUAUACUUAUACCGAUAAUUGCCGCGCUUGUUAUUUCUUUCUUCAUAUCAGUGCAGUCGCACUGCUUUCCCUGCGCUAAUAACUCGAUAAUAGCAUGAGAUCAUUCACAGAGGUGUAUACUGGUUAGAUAGACAGUGAAAAUACCGAGGAGAGUGUAAAGGCCAAUAAUUUUACGCGUAAACAAGGAUGUCGUCCAUCGAAGAAAUCCUUGACUCCGAGACGAUCAGGAAGAUCGUCGUACAGGCUUGCGAGAACGACGAGUCGGUGGAGGUGAUCUCCGACCGCAUCGAACGGUACUCCGCACACACGGUCGGUUUCCUGGGCAGUCACCACUCCCUCGAGAUCACGAUCAAGCGUAAAUCCAAUCCGGAGCCGGUCAAGCUGAAGUUCUUCGUGAAAUCGGUACCGCGCGACAGCGAUGGCCAGUCGCAGUUCGUCCAACAGCAGAGGGUCUUCAACCACGAGGCCGCGUUCUUCAACGAGCUCAUGCCCAAGUUGAUGGAAGCCGUCGAGCUAGGGGAGAUUGAGCCCUGGGCGCCGAGCUGCUACCUGGCGAACGACGAGCUCGUCGUGCUCGAGGAUCUGCGCGCGAGGGGCUACAGUCUCCUCAAGACCAAGUGCUUCGAGGGCCCCACGCUGAAAGCGGCAGUCAAAACCAUGGCCAGAUUACACGCGGCUUCGAUUCUGGCGGAACAUCGCCUGGGAAAGCCCCUGGGCGAGCUGUACCCGGACGCCACGAGGGAGCAGAUGUUCUCCGAGCACAUGGCCAAACACGGCUCGGGCUUACUGGAGUCGCUGAUCAGGGACGUCGCCGAGAAGGAAGGACGCAAAGCCGACAACUGGAAUCGGGGCACGAAGCACGCGUUCAUGUUCGUAAACGUGGGCAACCAAGACAAGAGGGUCGUCUGCCACGGAGACGCCUGGCCGAACAACGUGAUGAUGGCCGACGACGAGGAGCCCAAGUGUCUGCUGGUGGACUACCAGAUAGUGCGUUACGCGCCGAGGAUGUUCGACGUGGCCGAGAUGAUCUGCCUGAGCACGACCAAGGAGGUGAGAGACAGGGAGGAGAAGUUGGCACUGAAGACUUACUGGAACGAACUGUGCGAAACGCUGCGGAAGUGCGAACCCGAACUGGCGAGACCGAGUCUCGAGCAACUGGAGGAGGAGUACGAGGAGGCCAAGAUCGCUGGACUGUUUAACGCGAUCUUGUACUACCCAACGAUUCUUCUCGGCGAGGAAGUCUACCGAGAGUACGACGACGAAACGGCCGUGUUGAAGAAGUUCGUUUUCAGACAGAACAACGACUGCAUCAUGGAACACAUAGAGAAGGACGAGGCUUACGGGAAGAGAAUCGCCGAAGUGGUCAUCGAGUUUCUCGACAGAUGCGACGAGUUGAAAGACUGAGACUUUUUUCGCGCGAGAGAUAUUUCAGAUGUUGAUGCGUUUAAUCGAAUACAUUAUGAUACUGUGAUGGGUACUUGUAAAGAAAUAUUUCAGAUGUAAAUCGGCCGGUUUUAUCGAAUGUAUUAUGUACUGUGAUGGAUUGUCGUAUUAUAGAUUAAGAUUGUACGAUCUACUCGAAGAGGCUGGUUUUAUCAAGAAUGUUUAUGAGCAUCGGGCGAUAUCUAUUUUGCGAAUCGAUAAAGCGUACAGCUUACGAGGCUCGAAUUUAUAUUGUGUAUUAUAUAUUUUUUAAACUCUUUUGUUGAAGAAGAUUUUUUUCAUUUUAUGUAAAUAAAUAUGCUGUAAGCGUUGUGGUUUUAAAAC